This is a messenger RNA of Macrobrachium nipponense, 4077 nucleotides long. RefSeq names its product ras-related and estrogen-regulated growth inhibitor-like protein. The transcript has 7 exons. Bases 786 to 1472 code for a protein of 228 amino acids. Gene Ontology annotation, molecular function: GTP binding; GTPase activity. The record is from RefSeq and is a predicted model, not a curated record. Lineage: Eukaryota; Metazoa; Arthropoda; Malacostraca; Decapoda; Palaemonidae.
UCGUCGUAAGGCUGGCACAGGAGGGAACAUUCAACCCGGCCCCGAGGAAGAAGACGAAGACGAGAGAGAUUGAGAGAGAGAAGAAGAAGAAAGCCAAGAAAGAGACCUCAAAUGAAGCUGCCUGCCCCCUUCCCGUAGCCACAGUCACUUCCUGCUCCCACUGAAGACCACCACACUCUCUCGCUGUACCGGAUGUAACCGAGAGACAUAACUGUUGACAAAAACAAAACACUAACGAUAAAGGGUAAAUUUGUAAACCACAGAUGCCAAUACUCAACACGUGCACGAAAGAGAUCUACUAGAUUUUCCUUAUUGAUUGAAGAUUUCUUUGAAAGAUUUCCAUAGUUGAAAUCUGCUGGUUUCUCGAGGUAUCAAGUGGAUUAUUGCAAUGUGUUUAUGAUGCUUGUUCGUUAUCAGGACAAAGGAAGACACAGAGAUACGAAAUAAAAGAUUAAUUUUAGGUGAUAGCGUGACUUGACAGUCUUCUAUUAUUAUUCUCUGACCUGAGGGGAAACUGAGCCGAGAUCUUACAGUACAGUCUGAAAGUGCGGUUCAGAGUGAUUCGAUACAGAAGUGCAUUUAGAAAAGAGAGAGAGGAAAGCAACAAAAUCGACAAUUACAGCCCUUAACUUCUUGGGCUUAGCUGGACCAGGCAGAGACCGGAAGAAGUCGAAAUAAGAUAACAAAAAGAAAGGUGAAGAAGCAGUUCUGAAAGUGAAAGAGAUUCCGUUUCGACGAAAGCGAACGAGCUGAAGUGCGGUUGUGUCAAUAACUCGCGGUCCAAUAUGGUCCUCGACACAAAGUUUGGGAUGCGUUCUCCUGACAGAGAUGAUUUCAGCGGUCAGGCGAGAGUGGCAGUCAUCGGAAGCAAGGCAGUUGGGAAAACAGCUCUCACCGUGCGUUACCUAACGAAGAGAUUCAUCGGCGAAUAUCAGUCUGAUACAGAUAUGAUCUACAGAGCUACGAUGCCUGUCGACGGUUCGAAGAUCGCUUUGGAAAUCCUAGACCUAUCUUCAAACUUGGACGAGGUCGUCGUGCCCAGGGAGACCGUGGCCUGGGCAGAGGCGUGGCUCGUCGUUUACAGCAUCACUUCCAGAGAGUCGUUCAAAAUAGCGGUAAGGGCGGUCGAAGCAGUAACGGCCGCUUGCGGGGGAGACCAACCGAAUCCGCCAGUUCUCAUCAUGGCCAAUAAAAAGGAUCUGGAACACAUACGACAGGUUCCCGAGAGCGAAGGCAGAAAGCUGGCGGAACAGUAUGGCUGCCGAUUCGUUGAGGUUUCAGCUGCGGAAAUGGUAUCACAGGUUAACGAAUCCAUUGACGGUUUACUGCGCCAGGUGUCACAACUUAAAGGCCAAACCUCGCCGCGACUGCGCAAACUAAGCGUCUCCAAGAUGUUCAACCAGUUAAUGAACCGCACGACAUCCAGCAGUAGCAACCAGAGCACAAGGCCAUCAUGCCCAGGGUAUCCCUGAGAGACAGGGCAAGGAAACGUGGGCACAUCCACCACAGCUGAAGCGAAACGAACUAGGCCUAUAGUGGUUACGAUGUAUGAAAUGGUGGAGAGAUGCUCCAGGAGGAUUUUAGGGGCCACCAAGAGGUGUCCCGUCUUCUCAUUCUGGAAGCACUGGUUUUCUUCGGGUCCCGGAAGUGGGAGGCCACCAAAAUAUGUUCUUCGGGAACGGAUGGAUGGUUGCGCCUUGGACCUGCUGAAGGCUAGUCCCAUAAGCAUUUUCGCGCCCAGGAAGUCAAUGUUGUUAAAUUGUCAGCAGCUUGAAACUCUCUCUCUCUCUCUCUCUCUCUCUCUCUCUCUCUCUCUCUCUCUCUCUCUCUCAACGACGAAUAACUCUUUCUCAUUUAACUUUGUGGGCUGAGCGAGCCCUCAUUUUUCUGAUAAAGUCUUUACUGGGACAAGACUGCGUGUUUGGUAAGCACAGAUCUAAUGGAUUCAGAUUCCCCGUCAGCAGAGAGUUAAUAAAUGACGAUAUUAUGCUCACAAAAAUGAACUGAGCGUGAUGUUUUAAGAAUCAACCGUAACAGGAUAUCGAAACCGUCUGUACAUCCAACUCUCUCUCUCUCUCUCUCUCUCUCUCUCUCUCUCUCUCUCUCUCUCUCUCUCUGUCUCAUGUGUGCAGACUACUAUACGUUUUUGUGUUUGUUGCAUACAUACGCAUGUAUACAGAUUUGCAUAUUCGCAUGCUCGUUCAUAUGAAUAUUUGUUAAAAUAUUUUUUGGCAUCUCGGUUUAUAUUUCGAAGUCGAGGAUUUAUCAGCAAAAAAGAAAAAACGAAAAAAAAAAUCUUAGGCGAACUCGAUCCAGAAAUGUGUAUUUCUGAUGUUCUAAAUAAUAAUGCGCCUAUCUAUACACAUAUUUCAGCAUUUGUCAGUACUUGUAAACAUAUUCAUGGCUUGGCAAUUUGAGUCAGGUUAAAAAAGUAUUAUUAUAUCUAAGCAUGGACGUAGCCAGAUAGCGGAGGGGGCGCUUGCCAACCCCCCACCCCCAUCUUUCUCGCUAAAUCUGUGAAAGUGAAACAAUUGACUGAGUAGACUUAUCACAGUAAAGAUUGUUGCUUCGCAAUCUACAGUUCACAAAAUAAUUGCAGUACAUGACCCGUAAUUGAAAACCAUUGACCAAAUGAUAUCAAAACACAGUAGAAAUACGUAAUGAUAUAAAUUCUAUAAAGUAUAAUGCCCCAUCUGACUUAUAUCUACCGUCUUGAGCUCUGGCUACGAACAUAGGUCUAGGUGUGUAUUUCACAGGCAAGGUUUAAAAAUGACAAACCUGACAUUUGCUAGGCGCCUUCAACUUUCAUGCAGGUCAUAUCAUAGUUAACGGUUUUUCUUUAAUACUUAUGAUUUACUGCUUCAAACCCACAUGUUAUUUUUACAGCAAUUUGGAAGCAUGUCGCCUCUGAUAUGAUUGGCUGUGUCUGAUUGUUUGAAUGGAGACUUGUUGCCAAUGAAGGUGAUACGUGCGAGAAGGCAUCUGGUGUGUUGUUCUCUUGCACACGUGUACAUAUGUUAUACAUAUUCAUACAGUAUGUGUAUAUACGUUCGACAUAGGCGCAUAAUCCUGUAUGCUUUGUUUUCUCAGUUAUACUGAAUUCUGUGGUGACUCUACCACGUAGAACUCUUGUAACGUUUUCUGUUAUUUAUAACUCGUUAUUUUAUCUUCUUGUUCUCGGAUGCCUUUGUAUACAAAACGAGGUGAUUUAGUAGACUCUAGACUGCCGAUAGAUGUGAAGAGCAGCUGAUAUUGUCUUGAAGAUUGUAACAUGAACAGUUUCGUUUGUCAUGAUUUGAAAGAUCCGGUAAUAAGUGACUUAACUCUCGUGCACCGGUUGGCUUAUGAAGCGCCACCGGUGUAAUUUUAUCAUCCGCUAAUCGUUUUGAAAAAGCACCGUUGAGUCUAGGGUUGUGUUUUAUAGUUACAUGAACUACUAUACGUUCUGCCUCACGCUUGGAGUGUCAGACCAGGAACUAAUAUAAAGUCUUAAUAGGACCCUAUUACCCCCAAAACACAGACUUAAAUACAGUUAUGUGCACAAUGAACAUGCAAGUGAUUUUGGUAUACGUGACCUUGUGAAAUAUGGACAAGCAGAUACCAGGUAUUUUUCUCAUACAUAUAACAGAUUCGAGGACGAAGAAGAAGGGUUCAGUUCCUGGGUCAGAGAGACAGACAGACAGUAAAACUCGAAGUUUUGGUGAGUGUGUCCUCGUUUUGGUCAGUGUUGGGGCAAAAAAGGCAUCUAGAGAGUAUACUAUACAGAGUAUUUGAGUAUACAGAGAUUUGAGCAAAUUAGUCUCAACUCCUCUACAGAGUCGUAGGAAUACUUAUUUUGUUUAUUAUUUUCCAUUCUAAAAGAAGCAGGUCUUCCUGAAUGGUCUUACAACUUUGCAUUUUGUAUUUGCAUUUGCAUUUCACAGUAAUAUACUGGAGUUUUUUUUGGCGUACAAACUGACGUAAACUCAACAGACACCUGUUUAGUCUAAAGAUUUAACAGGGGAAUCCCCUUUUGAUUGUUUUCUGCCAAAGGAUAUCAUUAGUAUAUGUUAUACCUAUGAUACAUUUUUUUUUUUU